Thelazia callipaeda (thelaziosis nematode) is the source of this 315-nucleotide messenger RNA. NCBI's taxonomy places the organism in Eukaryota, Metazoa, Nematoda, Chromadorea, Rhabditida, Thelaziidae. The record is from the annotation of a GenBank genome assembly.
AUGAAUAAAAAUAUGCAGAAUGUGAGCCGUUUAUUUAUUCGUUACUACAGCUUGAAACCACCAGGUCGCAAGAAUUGGCCUAAACCAAUGAUGCUUGGACCACAGACGGUUAAACAUCCAAAAUUUCCAGGAUGGCCACUUUACUAUUUCCCAGCAUCAGAUAGCAGAUAUCAAUGGUUUUUUGUUAUAUUGGCUUUUCAGUUGACGGGAAUAUCUUUACCUCUGCUUGGCAUCUAUAAAAUGCUAAAAACAAUGUACAGCUACUCUUUUAUAUUAUUCGAUCCAAGUUGGAUUUAUUUAAAAAUGCUUAAAUGA